ACUGAGAUUUCACCGUGUUUUCCUACCAGCCAGGGGGCGGGGUCACUUCCUAGGCUUUUUCCACCGCUGAGCUUCCCAAACCCCGCCCCUUAGACAUUGGCUGUCACGAAACUGAGGAGGCUGGUGCGGUGACUGAGCGGCCGGCGUGGCGCAGUGCGCAGGCGCGAGCGCGAGGCCGCGUCGCGCGCGGUGCUAGGUUGAAGCGGGAGAGAGUUCGCGGGCGCUGGGGCUGGCGGCGGGUUUGGAGCGUGUUCUCUGCUUCUCUUCUUCUCCACAGCCAUGGCAGCCCUGCGCUACGCCGGCCUGGACGACACGGACAGCGAGGACGAGCUGCCCCCGGGCUGGGAGCAGAGAAGCACCAAGGACGGAUGGGUUUACUAUGCCAAGAGACCAAAGACCAAAAUGCUGGUAGUGCGUGGAUUCAAUAGGCUCAUCUCCCUGCACCUCCCAGAGCAGAAGGAAAGAGAAGACAUUGUACCUGGUCACACCGAGGAGAAGACCCAGUGGGAACAUCCCAAAACUGGAAAAAGAAAACGUAUAGCAGGAGAUUUGCCCUAUGGAUGGGAACAAGAAACUGAUGAUAAUGGACAAGUGUUUUUUGUUGAUCAUAUAAAUAAAAGAACUACCUAUUUGGACCCAAGACUGGCAUUUACUGUGGAUGAUAAUCCAACAAAACCAACUGCCAGACAGAAAUAUGAUGGCAGCACCACCGCCAUGGAAAUACUUCAGGGUCGGGAUUUCUCUGGCAAAGUGGUCAUAGUUACUGGAGCUAAUUCAGGAAUAGGGUUUGAAACUGCCAAGUCUUUUGCCCUCCAUGGUGCACAUGUGAUCCUGGCCUGUAGGAACAUGGCAAGAGCCAAUGAAGCUGUGUUGCGCAUUCUAGAAGAAUGGCACAAAGCCAAGGUAGAAGCAAUGACCCUGGACCUUGCCCUGCUCCGCAGUGUGCAGCACUUUGCUGAAGCAUUCAAGGCCAAGAAUGUGUCUCUUCAUGUGCUCGUGUGUAAUGCAGCAGCCUUUGCUCUACCCUGGAGCCUCACUAAGGAUGGCUUGGAGACGACCUUCCAAGUGAACCACCUGGGUCACUUUUACCUUGUCCAGCUCCUUCAGGAUGUCCUGUGCCGCUCAGCCCCUGCCCGUGUUGUUGUGGUCUCCUCGGAGUCCCAUAGAUUUACAGAUAUCAGUGACUCCUCAGGAAAGCUAGACUUAAGUCGCCUCUCUCCAUCUAAAAAUGACUAUUGGGCCAUGCUGGCUUAUAACCGAUCCAAACUCUGCAACAUACUCUUCUCCAAUGAACUACACCGGCGCCUCUCCCCUCGAGGGGUUACCUCCAAUGCAGUGCACCCGGGCAAUAUGAUGUAUUCCGCCAUUCAUCACAAUUGGUGGGUGUACACAUUGCUCUUCACCUUGGCCAGACCUUUCACAAAGUCCAUGAUCCUGCCAGCCUUUGUGACUCUUCAGUGCUUCUUCCUCUGCCUCUCCCAUCUACUCGUUUCACACUUUUUGUUCACACAGCAACAAGGAGCUGCCACCACCGUCUACUGUGCUGCAGCGCCUGAGCUCGAGGGCCUAGGAGGGAUGUAUUUCAACAACUGCUGUCGCUGCACGCCAUCUUCAGAAGCUCAGAAUGAGGAGACGGCCCGGGCCCUGUGGGCACUCAGCGAAAGGCUGGUCCAGGAGGGGCUAGGCAACCAGGCCAGCUAAGGAGGAGUCUCCCAGGGUGGACACAGCCCCGCCCUGUGCCCCCUGUGUGUGCACAAAUAGCUCCAGUACUCCAUUCCUUCCAACUUAGGGUCCAGGGGUUUCCACAUUCUUCCAACACUGAUCCACCAGGGCAAAAUAAAUGAGUAAUGGUUUAAUCUGUGCAAAGUGCUAAGUAUCAUUGGGAAGUAGGGAAUUCAGAAAUAAAGAGGGUAAUGUCACUUUUCUGGGGCUGGGUUAAGCUUGGGUCCCUUUGGUUGUGGGUGCUUGAACAUUUCGGGUUGAUCUAGGGGUUCCUUGUCUCACUAUAAAAGCACGGGCAAUUCUCUCCCACUGUUCCAAACAGAUAGUGUCCCCUGUCCCACCCAACCACCACCAAUAACAAGCCACUCACUCCUAUUUAAGGAAGACAAAGUGAGUGAUUCUCCUUCUCUAGUGUGCUGAUCCAGGAGACCAUUGUUUUCUCAUUCUAUCCAAGUCUUUAAGUUAAGGGAAGUCAGUGGCCCCUGGGGAUGGGAACCCUCUGGGUUCUGCUCCAGCUAGCCCAGGUGGAGACAACACUUAUGUGGGUGCAAAACUGCUGCUCCAUCAACUCCCUUGCCAAAGCUUUACCAAAAAAAGAAAAAAAAAAUCCUUUCACCACUACAACCAAUUUUGCAGAUCAUUCCCUAGAAACCUUAACACGCAGGAAAUGAAAGCAUUGCAUUCCCCCAGUAUAAUUGGGGUCUUUGGGGAAGGGGACAGGGAAUAGAAAGUUGUUCAUUCUUCAUUCUGAGUUCAGGUUCAAGAAGCAGUCCAGCAUGGAGGUCCACUUUAGCAUUCUCUUGCCUUGAACUUCUUCUUGUCCUCCCAUCCUAUGCUUAAUAAAAGAACAUGCUUGAUAUUAUCACCUGAA
Messenger RNA from Erinaceus europaeus (western European hedgehog), 2593 nucleotides. It is a transcript of the gene WWOX, whose product is annotated as WW domain containing oxidoreductase. NCBI's taxonomy places the organism in Eukaryota, Metazoa, Chordata, Mammalia, Eulipotyphla, Erinaceidae. The coding region runs from base 280 to 1701 and encodes 473 amino acids. The record is from RefSeq and is a predicted model, not a curated record. The transcript is spliced from 11 exons. Gene Ontology annotation, molecular function: protein binding.